AUCCAAUAUGAAUUUAGAAGUCGCAUCCGCUGCUAAGCGGGCGGAUCCAUUCUUCUAAAGUUUCAGUCUUGCAUCUUCCACAAUCGUUUCAACAGCGGACUAGCAGUGACGGCACCGCCGCACUGGCACCAGAGCACCACCACGCACUUCAGCGGUUCAGCCGAUCGGACUCCCUCCUCUCCCGCUUUCUCUCUCUGCGAAUCUGCACAACAAAUCAGAGGCUUAGAGCUCCCGCCGGAACAUGAGAACUCGGAGGCCCAUCACUUUUCGCCCAUUCAAUCACACAACUUUCUCGCCCACAAACCAAGCUCACUUGUCUUGCCUUCCUUUUUCAACUUCUCCCUCAGAGCGCCUGCAACAGACCCAGAAUCCACUUCCGGGUCUUCCUACAAAUUCUCCACCAAUCACGGAACAAUUCCUUGAGAAAUCAAUAUUGUCUUCGCAGUGGCAUUUAAUCGAACACGUUUCACCUAAUCUCAGCCCUUCCUUAAUCUCCGCCGUUCUGUUCAAUCUACGGUCCACGCCAGAACCCAUUGUAAGUUUCAUCGAUCAAUGCGACUUUCACGAACUUGAUAUCAAGUGCUUUUGCCUUGCAAUAGUUAUAAUCUCUCGCCUUCCAUCUCCUAAACCUGCCGUGGAAGUCCUUAAGCGGGUCAUCAAUAGUCGUACUGCGACGAACCGUGAGGUUUUUGAUGAGCUGGCACGUGCCCGUGGUUGCUUGAAUGUAUCGAGUUCUAUUGUUUUUGAUUUGCUGAUAAAAGGGUAUUGUGAAUUGAAGAGAGCUGAUGAGGCUUUCGAGUGUUUCUAUAUGAUGAAGGAUAGGGGUAUUGUUCCAAAAAUUGAAACUUGUAAUUAUAUGUUGAGUUUAUUUCUUAAGCUGAAUCAGGCUGAGACAGCGUGGGUUUUAUUCGCAGAGAUGUUUAGAUGGAGGAUCAAUUCUAGUUCUUAUACUUUUAAUAUAAUGAUUAAUGUGCUGUGCAAGGAAGGGAAACUGAAAAAAGCAAAGAAUUUCAUUGGCUUUAUGGAGCGAUUGGGAUUUAAGCCUAAUGUUGUUACUUACAAUACAAUAAUUCACGGGUAUUGCUUGAAAGGGAAAAUUGAAGGGGCUCGUGAGAUUUUUAAUGCAAUGAGACGGAAAGGCCUAGAGCCUGAUUUGUACACGUAUGGUUCACUCAUCACUGGAAUGUGCAAGGGGGGAAGACUUGAGGAAGCAACUGAACUAUUUGGUAAAAUGGAGGAGAAUGGGUUGGUUCCUACAGCUCUAACAUACAAUGCUUUGAUUGAUGGAUAUUGUAACAAAGGCAGUUUAGAUAUGGCUUUUAGCUACAGGGAUGAAAUGAUUAAGAAGGGCAUAAUGCCCACUGUUUCCACUUAUAAUUUGCUGAUUCAUGCACUUUUUAUGGAAGGUAGGAUGGCUGAAGCUGAUGAUAUGAUAGAAGAUAUGCGAGAAAAGGCCAUACUACCUGAUGUCAUCACGUUUAACAUUCUGAUCAAUGGGUAUUGCAGGUGUGGGAAUGCAAAGAAAGCCUUCAUGCUUCAUGAUGAAAUGUUAUAUAGAGGGAUUCAGCCCACGCGGGUAACUUAUACAUCCCUUAUUUAUGUUUUGAGCAAAAAGAGUCGAAUGAAAGAGGCGGACAAUUUAUUUGAGAGGAUGCUCAGUGAAGGUGUGACCCCAGAUACUGUAAUGUUUAAUGCAUUGAUUGAUGGUCACUGUGCUUCUGGGAAUAUGGACCAUGCAUUUUUGCUUUUAAAUGAAAUGGAUAGGAAGGGUGUUUCUCCAGAUGAAAUCACGUACAACACCCUAAUGCAAGGGUAUUGUAGGAAGGGGAAAGUUGAAGAAGCUCGUGAACUUCUUGACAAGAUGAAGAAAAAGGGAAUUAAACCUGAUCACAUCAGUUACAACACCCUCAUUAGUGGGUAUAGUAGGAGAGGUGAAAUAAAGGAUGCUUUUAGAGUUCGAGAUGAGAUGUUGAGCAUAGGUUUUAAUCCCACCCGUCUUACAUACAAUGCCCUUAUACAAGGGUUAUGCAAAAACCAGGAAGGAGGUCAUGCAGAAGAACUUCUUAAAGAAAUGGUAAUUCAGGGCAUUACCCCUGAUGACAGCACAUAUAUCUCGUUGAUUGAAGGAAUAGAGAAAGUAGAUAAGUUCAUGGAGCAAUGAUCAAUAAUCAACUUGUUGGCAGCAAUAUUUCAACCUUGAACACUAGAAGUAAUUUUCAAGGAGGAGAGCUCAUAGAGAUUUUUGACUUUUUUUUAUAUACUUUAGACGCAAUCUAUUUUAUAUAGAUUGAACUUAGAAAUGUACAUUUUGAGUAAUAUUGUGAUAAUUGAUUUGCAAAUUAGUUGCUGUGGGAUUCAUUAUGAAUUUUUUAGGGAUAUGAAUAUGCUUGAUUGUAAUAUUGUACGACUUUGUUUUCUUUACCUUGUAAAGUUGAUUGUUUUCAUUUUGGAAAAAGUUCUUGCUCAGUUGGUCAUUUUCAUUUCA
This is a messenger RNA of Malania oleifera, 2485 nucleotides long. Its product is annotated as pentatricopeptide repeat-containing protein At2g15630, mitochondrial-like. Lineage: Eukaryota; Viridiplantae; Streptophyta; Magnoliopsida; Santalales; Ximeniaceae. The transcript has a single exon. The record is from RefSeq and is a predicted model, not a curated record. Gene Ontology annotation, molecular function: protein binding. Bases 242 to 2161 code for a protein of 639 amino acids.